GAGCGAAUGGAGGAGAAGCGGCGCCGCAAGGCGUCUAAGCUGCACUGCAUGGCGCGCUACAACGACCUGAUGACGCAGUCGGACAAGGACUUCAUAACCAGAAUUCAGGUUUCGCAGCUUGUGACACAGGACCCCUUCAACGACGACUUCUACGCUCAGGUUUAUGCCGCAAUUGUACGUUCGCGCAUGGGGCUGCACGCGCAGGAUGAGCGGGUGCUCAAGUUCGGGAACGUGGGCGGCGUUGGGCUCGGGUUCUCGCAGAAUCAUAGGAGCAGGCGUCCGAAUGCGAUGCAGCGGAUGGAGCAGCAAGUUGAGCGGAUCAUCAGCAAUGCGCGCAAACGAGAGGAGGAAAAGAGUCAACACUCUCUUCACGCACUUCAGGGCGCACUCGGCAAGACUUCGGGCAGGAGUUACAAGGCUGCACCGCGGCAAUUGCUGCAGGUCGACUCUGCUGGCUCGGAUGCGCACGCGCAUAUCUCCAAAGACGACGCGAAGGACGCUGCUGCUGAGGCGGCAAAGCUUGGCCGCGAGGCUUUGGGGAUCACUGGCGAGAGCAACGGCAUAGUGGCAAGGAAGCCCUUCACGACUCGCGAGGUCUUGAUGCGUCUUGAGCACCUAUACGACGUUGUCAUGCAAGCUGAGCGUUUGAACAAUUCGCGCGUGGAGGAGGGUGAGGAGGGCUUUGAAGAGUGGCAAGCGGAGUACGACAAGAUUCGCGAGCGGCUUGCCAACGGUAUCGAGCUGUCGGUUCCACUUGAGGCUUGCGACCCUCCGCCCUUCAUCUCCCUCCUUGGACCGACCAAGGGCAAGCGCCUGCUUCCGCGAUUGACGAGGCACCUCAGCACGGAGACCUCGCUGGCGAUGGUAGCGCUACUCAUUGCCGGGUUUGACAAGCUUGACGUCGUGCGGAAUGCGCCCCUUUUGGACCUUCCUCCGGGUACGCCAGGGCAGGCUGAGGCCGAGGCGCAGACGCAGGCUUUUCUCUUGAGCGUCAUGCAGUCCCUCCUUCCCAUUGUCGCCAAUUUGGAGCUACGUCUUGUAACCGGCAUGCUGAGUGUCCUUGUUACGCGUACAGAUGUGCCCGCCAUUGCUCGUAGCAGGCCUGGCCUCGCGCUCUUCACGCUGCUGCUCAGUCGUGUGGAGGUCAUCCGCGAACAGUCUACCAGCGGUGCCGUCGCUACACCGGCGGAUGAGGACUGGUCUUCCUUCCAUACGAUCUACGCGCACUUCGUCGAGCUCCUGUUGCCCUAUCUCCCUAGCCUCUUCCCCUCUAUGCGCCAGCAGGCUCCGGCGGGUGAGCGCAUGCGCACUGACGUGAUUGACCAACCAGUGUGGCAGUUCCUCGCCGCGCUCUUCAUUCUCGCGCAGGGCGAGCAAACGACGGCACUACUUGCGGCCGUGAGGCACAAGGUCCUUGACGAGGUCAGCAUGGUGAAGAAAGGCUGGGUGGCGGACGAGGAAGAGGCGACGACGAAGAUCAACAAUGUCAACCUGGUACUGCACUCCUUGGGCCUGGACGCGACGCAGAUUAGCGUGUUGCAGUAAUGAUGAACGACGCCGCAAAACGACGGGUGAUGAUGUUUUGUUAUGAUUUACCUAGCUACAUAACCGUACAGCAUUUAACACUUGCUAGACGCUGAGUUGCGUGUGUCGUGGAUGUGUACUCUAGGCCAAAUGUUUGUCCAAUUGCGCCUUGUAUGUAAUGCUACAAUUGCCGUGGAAUUUG
This is a messenger RNA of Schizophyllum commune H4-8, 1726 nucleotides long. RefSeq lists its product as uncharacterized. Gene Ontology annotation, biological process: P-body assembly; deadenylation-dependent decapping of nuclear-transcribed mRNA. Gene Ontology annotation, cellular component: P-body. Bases 7 to 1545 code for a protein of 512 amino acids. Lineage: Eukaryota; Fungi; Basidiomycota; Agaricomycetes; Agaricales; Schizophyllaceae. The record is from RefSeq and is a predicted model, not a curated record. Gene Ontology annotation, molecular function: RNA binding. The transcript has 6 exons.